This is a messenger RNA of Fimicolochytrium jonesii, 1131 nucleotides long. RefSeq names its product mitochondrial carrier domain-containing protein. The record is from RefSeq and is a predicted model, not a curated record. The transcript is spliced from 7 exons. Gene Ontology annotation, molecular function: O-acyl-L-carnitine transmembrane transporter activity. Lineage: Eukaryota; Fungi; Chytridiomycota; Chytridiomycetes; Spizellomycetales; Powellomycetaceae. Gene Ontology annotation, biological process: carnitine transmembrane transport; mitochondrial transport. Bases 1 to 1131 code for a protein of 376 amino acids. Gene Ontology annotation, cellular component: mitochondrial envelope.
AUGUACGACCACCGAACAGCCGUAAGCACUCUCGGCCGACCCUCUCGGGAACCCCGGGAACCCCGGGAACCUUCCCGACUGCCUCCCACCACCACCACCACCCCAACACAACCACCACUAUCAAGUAGUAGUAACGACGCACAAACGGUUGACGACCGCGUAUCGAUAUCCCCAGUUGGAGGGACGAGGACGGCAGACCUUGGAACUGCGGCGUUGGGGAAUGAUCAUGUGAAGAGUGUGAUAUCUGGCGCAGCGGCCGGGAUGGCCACUGUUGUUGCUGGGCAUCCGUUCGAUACGAUCAAAGUACGAAUGCAGACGCACAACAACAGCAACGCCGCACGGCAGAGCAUUGGGAUGAUUGAGUGUUGUCGGAACGUGGUGCGUAGCAAUGGGAUCAUGGGGCUGUAUCGCGGGAUGGCGUCGCCGUUGUUGGCCGUUACGCCGCGGUAUGCUGUUCGGUUCUGGGCCUACGACGUAGGCCUCCACAUCUCCCACUCCCUCUUCGCUACUCACCCCCCAACAUCGUCCUCCUGGAUCCGCGACUCCAUGCUCGCCGGCGCCCUCGCCGCCAUCCCCACCACCAUCGUCACCACCCCAACCGAGCAGAUUAAAGUCACCCUACAAACUCGCGACGGCCCACCACUCCACUCCACGAACACCAAACCCGUCCCCGGAACCUCACUCCGAUCAUACCUCGCACCUUUACCGAACGGCACUGGUGGGGCCGGACUAAGAGAAGAAAAAGGCCUCCGGCCCUUGUUUCGAGGCACCUUUGCGACGUUUGCGAGGGAUGUGCCGGGGUUUGCGGCGUAUUUUGUGGUUUAUGAGAUGGUGCAUCAUGCCGCUAUGGGGGGAUCGGGUGGUGGCGGGAUAGAGGAAGGUGGAACUGGGAGGGAGAGGGCGUGGACGGAUGUGCAGCCUCCCAGCGACGUCAUAAAAUCCCGCAUCCAAUCCUCCCCACCCGGCACCUACCUCGGCUUCACGGACGCGGCCAAACGGUUAGUCAGGACCGAAGGGUUAGGAAGCUUGUUUAGGGGGACUGCGCCGGCGUUGUUAAGAUUGGUGCCGGCAAAUGCGGCAGGCUUCGUCGCGCGGAUAGGAUCGCUGGCUGUUAUGGACCAUUUCUGGUGA